GUUAAAACUUUGUUUUCUUGUGCUUUAAACUGUUUCAUUACUGUUGUUUAGUGAGCACGAUUUUUGUCGUUGAUCUUCGGUUUCUUCGUUGUGUGUGAUUGUUUGAUUCAUUUAUGAGUAGUUUUUGGAUGUAAGCGAGAAGCUAGUUUAUCGUGGUUAGGGAGACGUUGUGGUGAAGGAAUGGUGAUGGAAGGAGGAGAUACCGAGAGUUGUUGUAGUAGCAGAGCUUCGGAGGCGUCGCCGGCAGCGGUUGCGAGUAGGAAGCGGAGACCGAAGGUAGAGGUUUAUCAGGAGGUUCUUCGCCGACUUAGAGAGUCGGAUUGUGAAGAGGCAUGUCAACCUGGUUUUGAAGAUCAGCUAUGGUCUCAUUUCAAUCGUCUUCCUGUUAGAUAUGCAUUGGAUGUGAAUGUUGAAAGAGCACAAGAAGUUCUUAUGCAUAAAAAGUUAUUACACAUGGCACAUGACCCAACUACUAGACCUGCAUUUGAAGCUCGCCUUAUUCAGUUUCAUUCUAGCACUGAUGAAAAUGGUGGUGAGUCUAAUUCAAGCUAUACAAAGAAAGAUGCUGAAAUAUCUAUCUAUCCAGUCAGGAAAAGCAAUCAUCCACCACCUGCAUUUGGUGUAAAAUCUGCUUUUGAGGCCAAUAAAUCGAAUCAAAAAGGUGGAAUCAAAGUUAUGAGUGCAAACCAGCACUUACUUCGGCCUUUGCAUGAAAUUACAAUCUCAACAAAUGAUAAGCCUAAACUCCUAUGUAAGUUGACUUCACUUCUCUCUGAGAUCGGUUUAAAUAUUCAAGAAGCUCAUGCCUUUUCAACAACUGAUGGUUACUCAUUAGAUGUCUUUGUUGUUUAUGGUUGGCCUUAUGAGGAAACUGAGAAACUCAGAGAUGUACUAGCAACAGAAAUACCAAGGGUUGAGGAUAUACCAUGGUCAAAAAAUUCACACGUGUCACCUUUUAAGGAGUUGGAGAAAAAGAAUUUUCAAGAAAGUGUAAAGAUGCCUGUGGAUGGGGCUGAUGUUUGGGAAAUUGAUGUUAAACUUUUGAAUUAUGAAUACAGAAUUUGUGGUGGAUCAUAUGGUGAUUUGUAUAAAGGUACAUAUUGUACUCAAGAUGUGGCCAUAAAAGCUCUCAAAGAUGAGUAUUUAAACGAAAAUGCGAAGAGAGAAUUCGCUCAAGAAGUCUAUAUAAUGAGGAAAAUUCGGCACAAAAACGUUGUCCAAUUUAUAGGUGCAUGUACAAAACCUCCAAAUCUUUGUAUAGUUACAGAAUAUAUGACAGGUGGAAGUGUGUAUGAUUUCCUACAUAACCAAAAAGGUCAUUUUGAUGUGCCAGCUGUACUCAAAAUAGCAAUUCUUGUUUCAAAAGGAAUGAAUUACUUGCAUGAAAAUAACAUAAUCCAUAGGGAUCUUAAAAGUGCCAAUCUUUUGAUGGAUGAAAAUGGAAUUGUUAAGGUUUCUGAUUUUGGAGUUGCUAGAGUGCAAAAUAAAUCUGGAGUUAUGACUGCAGAAACUGGAACUUAUCGAUGGAUGGCUCCAGAGGUUAUUGAACACAGGCCAUAUAAUCAUAAGGCAGAUGUCUUCAGCUUUGGCAUUGUCUUGUGGGAGCUCUUAACACGGAAGCUUCCUUAUGCAAACUUGACUCCACUUCAGGCAGCAAUAGGUGUGGUCCAGAAGGGUUUAAGGCCUGUGAUUCCAAAGCAUACUCAUCCAGGGAUUGUGGGACUACUUGAGCAAUGUUGGCAGCAAGAUCCGUCUUUGAGGCCGGAAUUUUCUGAGAUAAUCACAAUCUUGAUGAAUAUGUCUAAGAUGGUACUAGAAGAGAAAAGAUCUAUCAAGAGAAGAAAUAUUGUAGAAGCGGAUGAUGUAUGAUUAUCACCACAUCCUUUGAAUAGUGCUUAGACUAUGUGAAAAUGAAUUUGGGUAGCUAUGAGGGAGAGGUUUUUAGCAAUGCUUGUGAAAAGUUGUUAGUAUGAUGUAUAAACAUAUAAGCAUACACGGGCGUACGAUUUGUAUCUAUAAUGUAUCAUAUAUCGUUAUGAGAAGUUUGAUGGAAAGAUUGAUCGGAAGUUAUUGGAAAG
This is a messenger RNA of Lactuca virosa, 2078 nucleotides long. Lineage: Eukaryota; Viridiplantae; Streptophyta; Magnoliopsida; Asterales; Asteraceae. The record is from the annotation of a GenBank genome assembly.